ACACGCAAAACAAAAACUCCUCCGGGGACUGCAGCGGCGAGGCGAGUGUAGGAGGGAGAGCGGUGAUGACAGAGGAGAGGUGUGCCAAAGUGGAGCAGUAUGUUGGUGAGAUUAAAGGUGGCCUGAGACCAACCAUGAAGCUCACAGUCAUAGGCAUGGUACACUCCAAACCCAAGAGCUUUUCAGUGAGUCUGCUCUGUGAUCCAGUGGAUGCCAACAAAGAUGUUGGGCUGUUAUUCACAGUUAACUUCAGUGAGAAAUCCAUCACUCGAAAUGCACGAAUUGCUGGGAAAUGGGGAAGAGAAGAGAAGACUAUUCCCUACUUUCCAUUUACAGCAGGCGACACGUUCAAGAUGGAGCUCUUAUGUGAACACCAGCAAAUACGAGUCUUGCUGGAUGGACGGCAGCUCUGCGACUUCACUCACCGCGUUCAGCCUCUGAACUUGGUGAAAGCUCUGCGGAUCUCAGGGGACAUCAAGCUUACCAAAGUGGCUUGAGAAAAGGAGACCAGGAUAUCACCAGAGGACAGAGAAAAUGUACUUUCUCUUGCCUCAGACAUGUUUUGUCUUUUUCCCCUGGCUGAUUCUGGGGAAUGGGAACUGUAUCUUUUUAAUUCGCUGAUGUGUUUGAGAUACACACUUUUUUCCCCCCAUACAUACUCACAGCAAUUGCAGAGCUAUGGCUGGUCUGAAUAAAUCUCAAAGCCUUUGCUGAGAA
This is a messenger RNA of Melospiza georgiana, 717 nucleotides long. RefSeq names its product galectin-related protein A-like. The coding region runs from base 66 to 497 and encodes 143 amino acids. The record is from RefSeq and is a predicted model, not a curated record. Lineage: Eukaryota; Metazoa; Chordata; Aves; Passeriformes; Passerellidae. Gene Ontology annotation, molecular function: carbohydrate binding. The transcript is spliced from 4 exons.